AACGGCUAGCGUGGUUGGUGGGGGGCCCGAAAGGCGGGGACCAAAGCAACUAUGAACGCCUCAUACAGCAUGAAUCGGGCAAACGGAAACCUUCAGCAUAUGAACGGAGUUUCGAAGAAAACAUCUGCUCAAGUAACUCUUGAUGAAUCAUUUGAUGAGGAGGUGAACGCAUUUUUAGUUGAUGAAGGCCAUCUUCACUUGUAUGAUGACCUAACUAAAGUAAACCCUGUAACCACUAAAACAGUUCUGAAAUGCCUUCAAGCAAGAUAUGAUGCAGAGUUGUUCUAUACAAAUGCUGGGUGCACAGUGGUUGCUGUCAAUCCAUUCCAGCCAGUGUAUAAACUAUACAGUCCUGAAAUUAUGAAGCAAUACCACUCUGCUCCUCAUCCUCAGGAGUAUAAACCCCAUAUCUUUACUGUGGCAGAACAAGCCUACAGAAAUGUACAGAGCCAGAUAUACCCAGUAAACCAAUCUAUUAUUGUUAGUGGAGAAAGUGGUGCUGGAAAGACAUGGACGUCUCGGUGCCUUAUGAAGUUCUAUGCCACAGUUGCUGCUCCUUCGAGUUCUAAUAUGGCUAAUGAGACAGUGGAAAGAAUCGAGAGCAGAGUUCUUGACUCUAAUCCUGUAAUGGAAGCAUUUGGAAAUGCAUGUACACUCCGGAACAGCAACAGCAGCCGAUUUGGGAAAUAUAUCCAACUCCAAUUAAACAGAGCCGAGCAGAUCACUGGUGCUUCUAUCCAGACUUACCUCUUGGAGAAGACUAGGGUGGCUCACCAGGCACCUUCAGAAAGGAACUUCCACAUUUUUUACCAGAUUUUUAAAGGUGCCACUCAGCAUGAAAGGAAAGACUGGGAUCUCCCAGAAGGAACAAAAUUCUCCUGGCUGCCUAAUUUUGAAAAUAAUCUUGAAGAGGAUUGCUUUGAAGUGACCAGGGAAGCCAUGUUACACUUGGGUAUUCAGCAUGCACUUCAGAAUAAUAUAUUUAAGAUUCUAUCAGGACUCUUGCAUCUUGGGAAUAUUCAUUUCUCUGACUCUUCAGAUGAAAGCCAGCCCUGUGACCCACUUAUUGAAUCCGAAGAAUUCAUCAUCGCCACUGCAAAUUUGCUGAAGAUUCCUGCAAGCAGCCUGUUGGACAUGUUGCGUAUCCGAACCAUUACAGCUGGAAAACAACAAAUCUUUAAAAAGCCGUGCAAGAAAUCUGAAUGUGACACUAGGAGGGACUGUUUGGCUAAAACUAUUUAUGCUAGAUUGUUUGACUGGCUGGUGACAGUCAUCAAUGAAAGCAUUUGUGCAGAUUCCUCCAGAUGGAGUAACUUCAUUGGGCUUUUGGAUGUCUACGGGUUUGAGUCCUUUCCCCAAAAUAAUCUGGAGCAGCUGUGUAUCAAUUAUGCCAAUGAGAAGCUUCAGCAGCAUUUUGUGACUCACUAUCUAAAAGCUCAGCAGGAGGAAUAUGCAGCAGAAGGACUUGAAUGGUCUUUUAUCAGCUAUCAAGAUAAUCAGAGCUGUGUGGAUCUCAUUGAGGGAAGUCCUGUCAGUGUAUUCUCAUUGCUCAAUGAGGAAUGUCGACUAAACCGCUCUUCAGAUGCCACCCUGCUCCAGUCUCGACUUGAAAAAGCACUUUCUCACAACAAAUGUUUAGGGAGAGACAAGUUCAGCCAGAAGCCUAAUUUUAUUUUAUCCCACUAUGCUGGCAAAGUGAGAUACCAGAUAGAAGAUAUGGCAGAAAAAAACAAGGACCCUGUUCCUCUUGAACUUCUACAGUUGCUUCGGGAAUCAGAGGACAACCUACUUCAAAAGCUAUUUCCAGCAGAAAAACGCAUACCAGUUGAUGUCAACACUCCUAACAGGGCAGCAGUGGUGACAGUAGUUUCCAAAUUUAAGGGCUCUCUUGAAAGUUUAAUGCAAAUUUUGCACAGCACAACACCACACUAUAUUCGAUGUAUCAAGCCAAACAUGGAAUGCAAAGCUAUGAUCUUUAAAAAUGAAGAGGUACUCAGUCAGUUGGAGGCAUGUGGUAUUGUGGAGACUAUUAAUAUAAGUGCUGCAGGUUUCCCAAUCAGGAUUCCGUUUCAAAGCUUUGUGGAAAGGUACGGGGUGAUUGCCCCUGCAAACUUGAGACAUAGAAUGGAAAACCAUAUGAAAGGCAUCUCACCAGCCAAGAAGAAAAAAGACCAUAUGUCUCUUGAGGAGAAAAAUGAAAUAACAUGUAUGGUUGAGAAUAUUCUUCACCUUGUCCUGUCAAAGGGGCAAAAACCAUCUACACCAAAUACACUUGCACACUGUGGCACCACCAAAGUGUUUCUGACUCAUGCAACGAUAGAGCUACUUGAAGAGAGACGCACAGUGUCACUUUCAGAAAAGGCAUUUUGUAUUCAGUGUUGCUGGAGGAGGUAUAAGCAAAGAAAGCAAGCAAAGCAGAAAAGGGCAGCAACAACUAUCCAAUCAGCUGUUAGACGCUGGCUUACAAAGAAGAACAUUGAAAGAAUGCACAAGGCUGCAACUGUUAUAAAAAGAAUAUGGAAGAAAUGGAAAGAAAAAAUGGAAGCAUUAGCUGCUAUGGAACUGGACAAUACUACAGAAGACAUGGAAAUUGGACACAUCCCCUUGCCUGCCUCUUCAGUUAGAUUGGCUACUUCGUCCAACACCAAUUGUCUGCAGAACAAACAUUUGGCUCAAAAUGUAGUCUUUCAGACCUGGAUCCUUGGUUUGGUUUUAUCUAGGGCACCACCCCUGAGGAAGAAUAUUGUAGCUGAUGUUUUUAACAGACACCUCUACGUUUUGGCAUGCUUGAAUGUGCUAAAAAGAAAUAAUGGCUACAGGGUGGAAGCUAAUCGGUCAGAACCUGGCAUCACUUCAAUAAGAGCUCUACCACAGGGAUCAGUCAAGUUUCACUACAAGAGAUCUCCACUACAUUAUGCAAACACCUGCCCAGAGGCCCUAAGCAGUGGGAUAAAUGGAUUCAAUGAGAUUUUGUUGGAAAAGACACAAUGAGGACUUCUUCUGUUAUGAAUCAUCUUAAAUCUGACUUGUAAAUUCCACACUUCCAUGUUUGUUCUAAAAAAAUCUUAAAGAUCUACUUGUACCACCAGAAGACUCUAAAGAUCAAGAUUUUACACAAUACUUUGCACGCAGCUGGUCGCACUACAAUGCUGCCAACCAAUUCUGUAUGUGGUUGCACAGGGUCAGCAGCUUCACAUAUCACACUGCAUUUAGCCUGGGACCUAAUGAACUACAGUACUAUGACUUAAGAAGAGGCUGACACACUGACUGUUCCUGAAAUUAUAUACAAUAAAACUCCCCCAGUUUUCAGAAUUGUUUCUCCCUAAUUUAAAGAAAUUGCACUAAAACAAAAUUGUAUAAGUUGUAUGGAAAAAAAAUCACUGUAAAGUACAUGAAAAUUGAUGCAUUUUAAAUAUGUAAACACGAUACUACACUAAAGAUAAUGUUUG
Messenger RNA from Spea bombifrons (plains spadefoot toad), 3449 nucleotides. RefSeq names its product myosin XIX (gene MYO19). Gene Ontology annotation, biological process: vesicle transport along actin filament; actin filament organization. The record is from RefSeq and is a predicted model, not a curated record. The coding region runs from base 52 to 2991 and encodes 979 amino acids. The transcript has 24 exons. Gene Ontology annotation, molecular function: ATP binding; microfilament motor activity; actin filament binding. Gene Ontology annotation, cellular component: actin cytoskeleton; cytoplasm; myosin complex. NCBI's taxonomy places the organism in Eukaryota, Metazoa, Chordata, Amphibia, Anura, Pelobatidae.